CAAUGUUCCAGUUGCUCUACUUCUUCGGAUGGAAUUGGACUCAGAAUCACAACAAUGGCAUGGAUGGGAACAACAAUGCCUGCGACACCAUGAGUCACUCCGCUACCCUUGGGCAGGAUGACGUCUGCCUUGGUGGUUGGCACCAGCAUCACAUCUACGGCUUUGCACAGGGAGAUCAGGCAUACACAUCCUCCAGCACGUAUGAUGAAGCCGUUCAGCAUUUCACGGGCAUUAUUGGUGCCAAUGAUGAUGGAGGGUUCCGGUACUAGAGGGGCUAGGAGAUUUCUUAACCCUCGUUGGUGCGUUGAUUUGCAAAGCAAACAACUUGAGCUGAUGGACUUUUAGUCGGUGGGGCAAGAGAAUUUUGACUGAGAACCGUUGGACACGAAGAGUUUGAAUGAGAUGAUGGGAUGACCAUGAUUUGUUGUACAAUGAAUACCACAAAGUUG
Messenger RNA from Guillardia theta CCMP2712, 449 nucleotides. RefSeq lists its product as hypothetical. The annotation marks the transcript as partial. The transcript is spliced from 5 exons. NCBI's taxonomy places the organism in Eukaryota, Cryptophyceae, Pyrenomonadales, Geminigeraceae. The record is from RefSeq and is a predicted model, not a curated record.